AUGAAUACAUUCAGUAAGCUAUUUAGCAACGCAUAUAACAGCGCACAUAACAACGAAGCAAAGGAAUGUAAAAAAGGAAACGUGUCAAAAGUUGGUGUCACGCAUACGUUGUUAAAAACUGCACCUAAUCAGUAUACGCAAUGGAAUAACGUAAAUAUUGGAACAAAGAAAAAUGUGGACAUUGGAGAAGUAGUCAUAAGAAAUAUUAAAAAGGAGGAACCGGUGUUAUUACCACAUAGGGCACACAAACUUGUUGGAUUUUCAAACGGUUCUGCGUCUAGACAAGUAUGCAAACAGAGCAGUUCUUUCAGUGUGCAGACAAAAAGUAACUCCUUUAGUAGGAAUGGAAAGAAUGUAAAUAACAGUGCAUACUCAUUAUAUAAUCCGCACAAUUUAUUCAAUGCGUACAGAUUGAAGAAUACUUAUUACCACCAACAAAAUGCUCUGCUGAAAUAUGAACCUAAUUAUCCUGACUAUGCGGUGCAGAAAGGGAAAUCGAAUAAAACGGCUCAAGAUGGAAAGAUUAUUUUAAAGCAAAAAUUGUAUCCUCCCAAGGAUUACAUACCUCACGCCGAUAUUAAUAUAAAUGAUUAUUAUAAACAGAGGAAAGGAGGAUAUUUUGAUCAUAACGAUAAUAAAAAUAGUGGCAAGUACAGUAAUUUAAUACUUAGAAGUAAUGCCUACCCCAAUUGUGGGUUGCAAGGUAACUUAAAGAAUUAUGUGAACUUCCACCCCCUUGAAUUAAGCACGAAAAAUGAAGCACUACGUAGUGAUAACUCUUAUGGGAAUGGGAAAAUUGGAAGGUCAUUGAGUCACAUGAAUCGGAAUGAAAAUGAAAAGAAAAAUCAUCUUAUCGAAAUGGGAAGAAAAAAUGUCGGACAGGAAGGAAUGCCCAAUAAAGCGAUGGGGGGUUCGCUUAUGGAUCUUCUAAACAGUACCAAGCUUGGGCAUCCCCCCGAUGGUAACAGCAGUAAGAACAGCCGGAAUGGCAAUCAUGUUAUAAGUGACAUAAUAUCCACCCCAGGUGGUCCACUGCACAGGAAUGCACACCCUAUGACGCACUUGACCCCAAAUGGAAGUGGGACCCCCCUAAACGAAAAACAAUAUUGGAAAAAGCCAAAUGAAAAUUUCUUUAGUAGAACCUACUCUCUUAAAAGUAUUAGUAACAAAAGUGUAAGCAAUUCGAAGGGAACGGAAAAUCAAUUUAACUCAUCUUCACUUAUUUCGAAUGAAAAGAGAAUGGGAGAAAAACCCAUUCCAAAAGCAACUCCCCCAGAAAAGGUGAUUCACGAGGUAAAUUUACAACGAAAUGGAGGGAAAAACCGUUGCGUGAUGCAAAUCGCAAACGGAAGCAAGCAUGCAGAAGGAGAAUUGAAGGCGAACAUGAAUAUAUGUGAACUGGGCAACGGAUCAACACUCAAUUUACAACAGAACAGAUUCACGAACAGGUUUGAUGACCCAUGCGUGGUACAGAGAAGCAAUGUGUUCAUAUGUUCGUCGAAAAAUGGCAAAUCGUACAACGGCAGUUAUGGUAAUUUCUUUGUCCCGCAGAAGAAUAACCAGUUCAGAGGCGCGUGGAGCAACAACCAACGUGACAACAACCAGCGUGACAACAACCAGCGUGACAACAACCAACCCGAUGGGAGUCAACGUGGUAAGAACAACCCUUUAACAAUAUCGACUAAAGAAAGCAUUACUUACAAGAAUGGCAGAGCGCCACGCCUUUAUGUUGCGAACAAAGAGGCAAAAGAUAGAGAGGAAAGGAGCCACAACGCCUUGAAGUAUGUCCAGCCUGAGUCAGGAUACAGGAAGAAUGCCCCCAUGGAUGAUAAUAAUGAAGGACAUAAUUUCACCCUACGGAAUAACUUCAACCAAAGGAGCUGCAAUUUUGUAAGUCCAAUUGGGUACUACACUACGCAGGAGGACGAGGCAGGAAAUGAACACAGCUCCAUUGCGCAAAACGCUAUGCAAAAAUUUACAAAUGAAGAGCUUCAAAAGUAUUAUGCACUUAAAGGGAAAAUCCUUCAAAACUGGAACCAUAAUGGUAGCGCUUGUACGAAGGAUAUAAACGGUGUGAGGAAUGACAGCACAGGUAAUGAGGGUGCCGACCAUGUGAUGUUAUCCAAAGGAGUGAGUCGCAUUCGGAAUUGUUACAUUGAUGAACCUUCUUCUGCUCGUGUCAAUGACAGUAGCGAGGUAACGGUUUCAAAAAUUGUAAAAAGGAUCAACCCCGACGACAAUGUGAACGUGAUUAGCGGAAAGUGUGUUAAGAAGACUGCAGCCGAGACAGACCAUAGGAACCAUCACGGAAAUUAUAAUGGUGGAGGAAAAACGGAUAAGCAAUGUAAUAAUAACGUAAUUACAUACGCACCUAGUGGAGGAACAGCUAGAGGUCCAGAAAAAGCGAGUAUGUCCGAAAUGGUAAUAAAUGAAAAGUGCAAAAGCAGGAUGGCGGAGAAAAUUUAUCCUCAGAGUAGUUACUACGUAAGUGAGAGCAACGAUCGGAGCGGAAAAGACGAUAAUAAAGCAAGUGUAUAUGACGCACUAAGUGGAAAUACAGGCAACUAUUUUAGUACUACAACUAAAUUCACGGGUUUGAACAGAACACAGGAAAGAGCUACUCCUGAAGGGGUUACAGGUGAAAGUAAGAAGUUAGCCCUCAAAGGGGAACAAGUUAAAAGUAAUACGGUAAUGAUGGAUAGCAAUAAGGAUUUGUCUAGUAUUAGUAGGGGUAUUAAUUCUAGUGAAGGGGGAGAUGGAGAUAUCAUCCAUUUUGAUGAAAAUGGGAAUGGAUUAAUAAGUACAGAAAAGGGAAAAAUUAAUUUUAAUGUACCAAGUGAAGAUACCUACUUGAGAGAAGCACAACAAGGGGAAUCCAGCAUGUGCUGUGAUAAAAAAGAUACAUCAGAUAUUUUUCCGAAGGUUGAUGGAACUGUAUUUGAUAAGGAAGAAGCGAAGGAAAAAAUAAGUGAAGCAGCCGAAGAGGAUGAUCAAAAAGAGAAGGCUUAUUUAUGCAGCCGAAAUGGAGGCCUUCCUAUUAGUAGCGUUAAAAGAUGCACCCUGACCAAGACGGGGACUACAGAUAGAAGUAGGGGAACUCCGAUAUUGCAACGGAAGAAAGCAUGUUGGCCUAGCGUAGGCAGUACUGAACAGAAUCCCGCGGAGGAGGAAGACGAAACUGCUUUCAAGAUUGAUGAUUAUAGCAACAUUAACCAUGUAAAAAAUAAUGAUAAUAGUGGUGAUAAUAAUGGUGAGGAUAACAAAUUGUCUAGUCAUCCAAAAAAUGAAGGGGAAAAUGAAGAAGGAGUAGAGGGAUACGUUCACGGAAACAUAAACAAUAGGCAAUCGUGUGCGAGUCCUUGCAAACGUUGGGAAGAAGAAAAUAGCAUAGAUGUGGAAAAAGCCCAUUUGGACGCGCACAAUGGGCAGAAUUACGAAGGGACUUGGUGGUCCGCACCUAAGCCGAGUUCUAUUUUAGGUGGUGCGAAGGAAAUCAGCCAGAUGGACAAAAGAAAUAGUAGGGGAAAGUGCCAUUUGUAUGAAGUGGUGGCCCCAGAAUAUUCCGCAGAUGGGAAUGAUUACCAAAGUACCAAUGCAGAAAAUAUACAAUGGAGUAAAGAAAAAAGGGGAAAGCACAUUUUGAAUAAAAAUAUAAAAGAAUUAAAAAAGGGCGUGAUGAAGAAGUACAGCUUGGAAAACCUAACUGAUUCGUACAUUUAUCACUUAAAUAAUUUGAAUAGAAAUGCUAAAAUGCGAAGUGGAAAGGGGAAGUUAAAAAUGAAUAUACACACUUCCACUGUUUUGGAGAAGAAUGUUCCAUGUGUAAGUAGCCCUGAAAGAGAUAAUAUGAAUAAGGAUUGUGUAGGGGAUGAAAAUGAAAGGGGCAAGGGUACCAAAAAGGAAGAGGAAGAACAUUACAUGAGGGACGGAAAAACUGGAGAAAUAAAAUGCACUGAAUCAGUUGUGUCAAAUGGAAAAAUGAACAAUCCUAUUUGUAACGAAUUGUCUUUCCAAAAGAGAAAUUGUAGCAAUAAUGUAGGACACUGUGAAUUGCACUUAAAAGAAAGUUCCCAUUCUGAAUAUAUGAAUUUAAUUGGUAAGGAAAAUCAAAAGGAUAGUCAUUUGCAAGUGGGGGAUAUGGAAAGGAAGGAUUUAUUGUCAUAUUUUAGGGGGAGUAUCCUGCAGGAAGGCCAUCUUAAUGGUGUCGCUGAAAGGAUAAUCGAUGGGGUGCGAUCAAACGAUGGAACGUUGGAUAAGACUGUGAAUGGUAUGAACGAUGGUGUCGGAAGGCGGAGCAGCGGAGUAAGUGGUAUGAGUGACAUUAUCUGCGAGAACGAUGGUAGCCGCGAACCGAGCGACGAAGGAGAUAGAGUUACGCAUGCGAGGAAAGUAGCCCUACCAUGGAAGAAGGAUCACAUAGUUAAAGUCAACUACAGAAGCAGGAGCAUGAAGGGGAAAGGUAAUAUCACCAUAAACACCAAGUUGGCGAGAUACGAAAGGGUGCUCAUCCACACGUGCAUUAGCAAGUUGAAUUGGAAAAAGUGUAUUGACAAUGCGAACAAAGGAACAUUCUACUGGAUAGGAUAUAACAUAACGGAUUUUGAGCAUUACAAUUAUAUGAAGAAGAAAAAAAUUAUAAAUAGAAUUCCAUCGAUGUAUAUGUAUACGAAGAAAAAGGCCUUAACAUUUUUACUGUCCCACUUGUCCCUGAUUUUCCCUUCCCUAUAUGAUUUUUACCCAAACACAUUUGUACUACCGGAGAAUAAAAAUAUUAUAAAGUAUAUUCUGAACGGUAAUAAUAAAGAUUACUAUAUUAUGAAGCCAGAUUGUGGAAGCAUGGGAAUGGGAGUGAAAGUAAUACAUAAAUAUAGCGACAUUAAUAUAAAUAUAUUGAAUGGGUACAACUGCUACAUUGUUCAGAAGUAUAUAGACAACCCCCUAUUGAUGUAUAAGAAGAAAUUUGAUUUCCGUAUAUACAUCUUACUACUUCCAGGGAAACACUACCCUAAAAUAUACCUGUCCAAAAUUGGGUUUGCUAGAUUGUGCACAGAGGAAUAUAAAAAAAAAAAGAGAUACAUUUACAACACCUUCAUACAUUUAACUAACUAUAGCAUUAAUAAAGACAAUGAAAAAUAUAUUAGGAAGAAGAACAUUCAUGAUAAGAAUAAUAAUAAGCAGCUACUGAGUGAUGUUUUUAUUUACCUGAAGAAUAAUGGAUACGAUAUUGAUGAUAUAUGGAAACAGAUAAAGAAAAUUACUUGUCUUACCUCUUUGGCAAUUUAUUCCUACAUUAAGGAAAAGAUAAAGUACAAUUUUAAUAACAAUUUUUAUUUUUAUCAGCUAAUUGGUUUGGAUAUCCUGCUGGAUGAUACUGGCAAAGCGUGGUUGCUCGAGGUUAACUCCAAUCCGUCCCUCCGCAUUGACUACAUUGACCAAAGCAACACCAACUUUGAAAUACAGUUAGAGAGUAUGUUCGACAGGUACGUGAAGGAGCCUGUGAUAAGCGAAAUGUUUCUAAUCGUGUAUCGGAAAAUUUAUAAAAAGUAUUUAUGGAGAAGGGGCAAAAGGGGCACACCAGGAGGGGUUAAUAUUGGGGAAGACCAAAUGGGUAAGGCGGGUAAAGCGGGCAAAGCGGAUAAAGCGGGUAUAGCGGGUAAAGCGGAUAAAGCGGGUAUAGCGAGUAAAGGCGGAAAAUUUGUAAAAGUUGGAAAAGUUGGCAGAACUGACAGAAUAGGGAAAGUGAAGGUUCAAAACGGGUUCACGCACGACACGUUUGUCCCCGUAAAUAUCAGGAAUGUCAAAAAUGGGGGAGCGCACAAAAAAAAAGUUGUCAAAAAGGGGAGUGCAAAAGGCGAACCUAGUGACACUUAUUUGGCUAAGGAAAAUCUCAAAUCGGACAUAGCCUGCAAUAACAAAAUUGACAAAAAAAGAGGCUUCACUCGGAAUAGCGGUGUAGGUAAAGUGCUCUCAGGUGGUGGCAAAUUUUAUCCCGAAAAGGGGUGCACCGACGAUUUACCGCGUAAUGAUCAGUGUGAGUUGAUAAACAAGUGUAAAUUGAGUGAUGCGCAAACGAGGAAGAUGGGAAGUAAUGCACAGGUGAUGAACAAAGUGAUAAAAGGAAAGGGAAAAACGAAAAAUGGUUUAUUGUUGAAGAAGGAAAACAUGAGCAUCGUCGACACGUGUGUUGAUGAAAAUGAUAUCGGUAGCUUCAGUUUGUCCAACGAAAUGGACAACGAAGCUGAGGGGGGAAGUAUCCAACUGGAAAGUAAUAAUAAUAAGGGGAUCCAGGAUGGAUACCCAACAAGGGCAACGAAGCAAAUCGGUGAGGAAAGCUCGCCAAAGGGGGAAAUCACAUCGAAUGAAAUGAGGGCAGAAAUCGGACAUAACGGGAAGUAUUUCAAUCGACCACCCAAUAUCAGCAUCGGUUAUCUAAAAGGCAUAAUGCAGAGAACACAUGGUGGUGAUGCUCAGGGGGGAGACAAUUCUCAGAGGGAGGCAACAAAUGUGAAUAGAGAGUAUAGAAAUGAGGAGGUGGUCAAUUAUGACGAAGGAGAAGGAUCCUUUUCGAACGACGAAAGAUUGUAUACGAGCUCAGAUAUGGACUAUGAAGAUAGCGAAGUGCAGAAUGGGGGAUACGGAAAAUCAAAUACUGUGGAGGGAACAGAAAGGGGAAGUAGGAGCACGUACGCAUAUGAUUGUUAUAGUAGCGGUGGAAGCAGUGAUGGCAGUGUGAAAUAUGUGGACAGAAACUUUGUUAACCGGUUAGGGGUAAAACAAAAUGGCGUCUUAAGCGCGAAAAGUAAUAAAGGGGGGCGAUUGCAGUAUUCCAGGAAAGAGGGGAAAGUCGACUCACAUGGAGAAGAAAUGAACCAAAUGUGCAGUUAUGAAGAAUUAGUAAAAAAGGAAAACAAAUUAAUAGAGAAGAAUAUUCUAAAUAAAGAGACAUACGUACAGAUAGAUAAUCAAGAAGAUAUUCAGUUUGAUAGAUUCCUGAACGACGACGUGGAAACGUACAAAACGUUAUCAAGAAAUAUUAGUGACAGUGUAUAUAAGAAGAAAAUAGAAAAUUUUAUUAUGAUUAGGAGUAACUUAUAUAAAUACAUGAACUGCUUAAAUGUUUUGGGAAUUCGUUACAUAAACAAUAAUGAUAUAAAUAAUUUUGAGGAAUUGUACAAUAAGAACAUUUCGUUCGACUUGAAAAAGACGUAUACAAAAAUCAGGAAAGAUAUUUUACAUCCGCUAAAAAAUAAUGUGCUAGAGAAGAACGUAUACAUAAAUUUAAAAAAAGAAACGAGUAAAUAUUAUAACGAAAUGAAAAUAUACAAUGACUGUUAUUUUCUUUUUGAUUUUGUUCUAAAAAAAUAUGAUAAGAAUUUGAAGAAGAAUAAUAAGAAGGUCGAAUAUCACAUUGAUAAAAAUACCUUCCUUUGCAUGUGUGCAGAUGUAAAAAUAAAUAAAAUAAUUGAAAAUGUAGAUAUCCCCACGAGCAGUUAUAAUAAUUUAUUUGAGAUAAAUAAGAACACACAGGAAAAUCAAGUGUUUCAAAUAAUUAAGGAGGUCUUGAAAAAUAAAAAUUAUGAACAUAAGGGGAAUUCCGGAAUGCACACAAAAAGGCAUGUGAGUGACGAGAACUGCUCGAACAACUCUAGCUGUGCGGGCCCUACUAAUUUGUCAAACGAAAUUUUGUCCGAGGAUCGCGUUUACAGAUGCACUGGUAAAGGGGACAACACUGAUAAUGAGUGCAGCACUGGCAGGCAAAAUCGCUGCAAAGAACAACUUGGAAACGGCUCGUAUUACGCAUCCAUCUUCUGCCCCUUUUCUCUAGUCCCCACUUCAAACAAUCUGGUGAAUUUCAACAACAUAGGAAUUGGUGGCACCAAGUAUAAAAGCAGGAGGAGAAAAAAAAUGAACAUAUAUGAUUUGGAGUAUUUAUUUAUGAGGCAAGUAUUCUUUAGCAAAUACAUUAACAAAAACCAAGGGUUAACAGUAAUCGAUUUUUUUUUACUAAUGCAACAGGUAGCUCUUUUGAUAUUCCCCUUCAUUAGCUACGUUAGUGCGUACAACGUUUCGUAUCCCUAUAAUGGUGCCCUGUUUGACGAACUGAGCAAUCAAGGAAAUAAUUUGUUUGCUAAUGGAGGUGAAGACAUUGGCAUGGGAAGUAUGAAAAAGUACCUUAAGAGUAAAAGGAAAGGAGAGAAGGACGGGUAUAAUGGCGCUUACUUAAAAAGGGAAAAUAAGGAUGGUAACGCUUGUAACGAUUUGGUCAAUUCGGCAAAAAAAGAUGUCAACAUUUUUCAUCAGAAAGGAGGAGAAGUACCAUAUAACCAUUUGCAUUCGGAGUUGAGUAGAACAAAUUGUACCAGAAAUGGUAUUCACCAAGUGGAGGAGAAAAAAAAAAAUAAUUAUUUGUGGCAUAAAAAUGUUUGCACCAAUGUUUACAAUUUGUAUGAGUACAUUCAAAUAGGCGUUAACCCCGCUGUUAAAAAUGUUUGUUUGGAAACCUUUUUAAAUUUUAUUUUUAACAAGUACGGAAUAAUACAGUUUUCGUAA
Messenger RNA from Plasmodium knowlesi strain H, 8550 nucleotides. RefSeq names its product tubulin--tyrosine ligase, putative. Gene Ontology annotation, molecular function: tubulin-glutamic acid ligase activity; tubulin binding. Gene Ontology annotation, cellular component: cilium. Lineage: Eukaryota; Apicomplexa; Aconoidasida; Haemosporida; Plasmodiidae. Gene Ontology annotation, biological process: microtubule cytoskeleton organization; protein polyglutamylation. The record is from RefSeq and is a predicted model, not a curated record. The transcript has a single exon. Bases 1 to 8550 code for a protein of 2849 amino acids.